Molecule: messenger RNA, 1109 nt
Organism: Panicum virgatum (switchgrass)
Lineage: Eukaryota; Viridiplantae; Streptophyta; Magnoliopsida; Poales; Poaceae
Exons: 1
Coding region: 1-897 (298 amino acids)
Biological process (GO): translational initiation
Molecular function (GO): translation initiation factor activity; RNA binding
Source: RefSeq, a predicted model, not a curated record
AUGCCCGACUUGGAUUGUAAGUCUGUAACCGAGAAACCGUGGCUGCCAAGUUUUGUUGUGCGCAAUCACAGCCGGACGCGUGCAUCGGACGGCCGCGAUCGAGCCGGCACACGGCACCGCCUCGUCCCCGACGCGGACUCCGCUUCCGUUUCCAGGAUCCGCGGCCCCCGCGCGUAUAAAUCCACGACGCGGCUUGCCCCCGCAGCACAAUGCAAUCAACGAAAGCCAACAAGAAGAUCUCCAGCGCCAGAAUCCCCGGAGCCCAGGAGAAAGCCGUCGUCGUCGUUCAAGUUGGAGGCCACCGGCGGCGUGGCCCCGUCCGAGGACAAGGCCCCCCUCGCGUUGGAGGGGUGGGGAUUGGUGAGCUACUCCGACGAGGAUGAGGAUGAGGUGAAGGCCAAGCCCGCGGCGGCCAAGAAGCAGGGGAAGAGCACCGGCAAGGCCCGCGCGCCGUCCAAGGACAGGUACCUGCUCAAGAAGCCCGCCGGCCAGCAGGACCAGAAGGCGACGCCCGAGCCCGAGGACCAGUUCAUGCUCGGCCCGGCGGCGGGCUUCGGCGAGCUGCCGCUGUCCUCGUUCGACCCCUUCGCCGACGCCGAGCGCGCCGACGAGGAGGACGCGCCGGCGGCGCCCAGGGACGGCGCGGUCCACCUCCGCGUGCAGCAGCGCAACGGCAAGAAGAGCCUGACCACGGUGCAGGGGCUCAGCGCGGCCUACAACUACGCCAAGAUCCUCCGGGACCUCAAGCGGGACCUCUGCUGCAGCGGCAUCGUGGUGGAGGACGAGGAGCUCGGCAGCGUCAUCCAGCUGCAGGGCGACCACCGCAAGGCCGUCGCCGGAUUCCUCGUCAAGGCCGGCAUGGUCAGCAAGCCCAACGUCAAGAUCCACGGCGCCUAGCCGCCGCCUGUUCCGGUUUCGAUCAGAGUCUGCUAGCUGUUUCGGUCGUGUUUAAUUUCCAGUUUAGGCGUCGUCGGAUGCUCUGUUUGGUAAUUCGUGUCUCGUUUUAGUUUGGUUGUCAGAUCGUGUGCCGCCGUAGUAUGGAUUGCAGAUCUCAUCAUGUUAAGAUCUCGAGUUCGUUUUUGGGAUUAAUAAAGCAGACUUUUGCUAUA